CCCUAAUUUCACACACAUCACUCUCUUCACGUCUUCACUUCACACUCUGCAUCACUAUAUAUACUUUUUCUCAUUAUACAUUCCAAUCAUUAUCAAUCUAUUUUCAAAUUCCUCAAAUGCAUGUUAUCGACAUGAUCAUGAUUUCGUUAUUUUCUUGCAGGGAAAUUUGAGGGGAAAAUUCCCUCUUUUUUUUUGUUUCUUUAAUUUUAUUUUUUGAGGAAUUAAGGGUUGGGAUUUAUGUCCUUCAAUCAAUCAAAGUCCGAUAAGAGCGACACUGCGCACCGACGCUCCGCCCGAUCCGCCAGCUUUAAUCAGCACCGAGGUAACUCCGGCGGUUCUUACGUUAAGGCCGGCACCGGCGCGGCCGCGCCUUCACCCGCACUCUCGUCUUCUCGGAGUUUUAAUAAGAAGUCUAAUAAUCAUGCACAAGGUGGGCCGCCUAUGGUAAAGCCUACCCCGGCAAAUGCGAAUUCAGCUGAGUUAAAUUAUGCUUCUGUAGUCCGAGCAACACCAAAUGGUUCCCAUGUACAACCGCAAUUUCAUGGAGGGUCUGAUGCAUCAGUUACAAGUGCAACUACCAAGCCAUCUGAAACAUCAGCUGCCCAGAGGAGCACCAGGGUUGUUCCUAAAGCUCCUAUUUCUCAACCUCCUUCCGUGAUUUCCGAUUCAGCAGCUCCUACGACCCCUGCUAAGGGUGAUGCAUCCAAAGCAUUCCCUUUCCAAUUUGGAUCUAUUAGUCCUGGCAUUAUGAAUGUGAUGACUAUUCCUGCUCGCACAAGCUCGGCCCCUCCUAAUAUAGAUGAGCAAAAGCGUGAUCAGGCUCGUCAUGAUUCUUCAAAACCUGCGCCUUCUGUGCCGACACCUCCUGUUCCAAAGCAGCUUCCUGUUCCAAAGCAGCUGCCAGCUAAUAAGGAUACAGGUGUCGUCGACCAAUCUAAGGGUGGGGAGAUUCAUACUGGUACAAGGGCAAAAAAGGAUACUCAAUCGUCACAUUUACCUCCACCAAGCUUGAUGCACAAGCCUUCUGUUAUUCCUAUAACUGGGAUGUCAAUGGCAAUGCCAUAUCACGAGUCACAUGCACCUGUGCACUUUGGUGUUCCUAAUCCACAGAUUCAACCUCGAAGUAUGUCAACAUCUCUUCAGAUGCCUUUACCAAUUGGAAAUGCUGCGCAAAUGCAACACCAAAUGCAACACCAAGUAUUCGUUCCAAGUCUUCAACCCCAUUCUGUCCAUCCUCAAGGAAUCAUGCAUCAAGGCCAAAAUAUGGGUUUCACUCCUCAAAUUGGUCAUCAAAUGGCCCAUCAGUUAGGCAACAUUGGUAUGGGCAUCAACCCACAAUAUUCUCCUCAGCAAGGAGGAAAAUAUGCUGCUCCUCGUAAAACUACUCCAGUGAAAAUAACUCACCCUGAUACCCACGAAGAGCUUAGACUUGAUAAAAGGGCCAAUGCAUAUUCAGAUGGUGGGUCAUCUGGUGCUAGGCCUCAUUCUGGCAUCCCUUCUCAAUCUCCGCCUGUCCAGUCAUUUCCUGCUUCGCAUCCUAUCAGUUACUAUCAACCCAAUUCUCCCUUUUAUCAAACUCCUAGUUCUCUUCCAUUAUCAAAUAGCCAGAUAACCCCCACUACCCAGCCCCCAAGAUUAAAUUAUACAGUGAAUCGUGGUCCGCAAAAUGUUGGUUUCGUGAAUUCAGUGUCUCAUAAUUCCCUGCCUGUUAAUAAAACCGUCGCUUCUAUUUCUGGCAUUGUUGAACCACCUAAUCGGGAAUUUUCCCGUGAUGUGCCGAAUGCAAUCUCAUCAACUGUGUCAGGAGCCUCUUAUGUGUCUAUAAAGCCAAGUGGGUCUGGCGUUGUGAUCUCAUCAUUUUCCGAUUCAAUUUCUGGUGCUAAAAAAGAUGGAUCUCCUAAUUCCGUGGUAACAUCUAGUGAUGCCAGCGCUUCUUUGCCACCAAAGGAGUCUGGUACUUGUUCUGAAAUCUCUUCCCAACAAUCUACUGUUGCAUCUUCUGAGAAGCUUACAUCAGCGUCCUUGUUGCCUUCUUCAUCUGUCUUGAGUAAGAAUAUGGUUUCAGAUGUAUCCAAAAACGAGGGCAAAAACAAGGAAUCUCUUAGUAGGUCAAAUUCUUUGAAGGAUAAUCAGAAGAAAGGACAAUUGCAGCAUCAGGUGGCUGUACAAUCUUCUGCUGUGGCCAAUGAACCUUCUCUAGCUGUUGAUGGUGGUACCUAUGAUUGUGUAGCUUCUGAAGUUGUAGGAACUAAAACACAUUCUGCAGCAAUUGCCUGUGAAGAUUUAUCAGCAGCAGCUUCAGGCACAUUAUCAGCUGCCAGUGAGAGCCUGCCUUCUGUGUCACUUGAGGAAAAGACCAUUUGUUCUAGACAAGUCUCUGCUUGUGUUUCAGUUGGAGGACCUGUUACUCAAGCCGUUAGUUUGAACAAUCAUAACAGUGCUAAGGUAGAUGAAUUAUCCCAAGAGGAUAAACAAUUAAGACAGACCGUUUCAACUCUUCAGGGAUGUAAAAAUGUUCGUGACGGCGGGACAGAAUUUAAUCAACUCAAACAGGGUGUUAGUGUUACAGAGUUAAACACUGAGGAUGUAACUUUAGAGACUGGACAGCAAGGGCAGGGUGGAUCUGCAAGUUACAUCACAGAAUGUGACAGGAUGGCCGAUAAUUUAAACACGUCUACCUCUACUACAUUGGAUUCUAAAGGUAACUCUUUAAACAGAAAUGAUAGUGUAAAUAGUAAUGAAGCUAUUUCUACAAAUUUUGGCCCAUCAUAUCGACAAUCUUCCGAUCAUUUAGAAACAGCUUCAAAACAUUGCAAGGAUAGUUCAGAGGAUGCUAUUGUUGGCAGUGGCUCGGUGUCUCUUCCAGGUGCACCAAGUACUAUGGACCGACCAAGUUUAGAGCCAAGUAAAGUGAAAGCUUCAUCAAAAGGAAAAAAGAAACGAAAAGAGGUUCUUCUGAAAGCAGAUGCUGCUGGGAUGACAUUUGAUCUUUAUAACGCAUAUAAGCGACCUGAGGAAAAGGAAGAGGCUGUUGUCAGUUCGGAGAAUACUGGAUGUGUUUCUUCUGGAAAUUUGAAGCAGUUGCCUGUGGAUGCUUCUCAGCCAAAUGUAGUUGCAAAUGAACAAUGCAUGCAGAGUAAGGCUGAACUUGAGGACUGGGAGGAUGUCGCUGACAUGUCCACACCGAAACUAGAAGUAUCAAAUAAAACUCAACUGGUUAGCGACGACAGUGCAGUUACUGAAAAGAAAUACUCUCGAGAUUUUCUUUUGAAAUUUGCAGAGCAUUGCACUGAUCUUCCUGAAGGGUUUGAAAUCUCGGCAGACAUGGAGGCUUUGAUGGAUCGUCGUGGGAGUGGUGUUAUUGAGGACGAUAAAUGGAGUAAAGCGUAUGGUGUUAUUGGUAGUGGAGGUAGUACAGGACUUAGACCUAGCCAAGUAGGCAAUUUUGGCGUUUUAAGGAAUCUACGCCCACAGGGAAUGCAAUAUGGGGGAGGGAUUCUCUCUGGGCCAAUGCAAUCCAUGGUAAAUCAGGGAGGAAUGCAAAGAAAUAGCGCUGAUGGUGAAAGGUGGCAGCGUAGUGUUAGCUUCCAGCAGAGGGGUUUAAUUCCAUCUCCUUCUCAAUCUCCUAUGCAGAUGAUGCACAAAGCUGAGAAGAAGUAUGAGGUUGGUAAAGUGACAGACGAGGAACAGGCGAAGCAGAGGCAAUUGAAGGGUAUAUUGAACAAGUUAACUCCACAGAAUUUUGAGAAGCUUUUUGAGCAGGUAAAAGCAGUUAAUAUUGACAACGCAGUCACUCUCACUGGUGUCAUCUCACAGAUCUUUGAGAAGGCCUUGAUGGAACCUACCUUCUGUGAAAUGUAUGCCAAUUUCUGUUUUCAUCUGGCAGCUGCAUUGCCUGAUCUCAGUCAAGACAAUGAAAAGAUAACAUUUAAGAGAUUACUGUUAAACAAGUGCCAAGAAGAAUUUGAGAGGGGUGAAAGAGAGCAAGAAGAAGCUGAUAAAGCUGAUGAGGGUGAGGUGAAACAGUCUGAUGAGGAAAGAGAAGCAAAACGAUCCAAGGCUAGAAGACGAAUGUUGGGUAAUAUCAGGUUAAUUGGAGAACUAUAUAAGAAGAGAAUGCUGACAGAGAGGAUAAUGCACGAGUGCAUCAAAAAGUUACUCGGUCAGUGUCAGAAUCCUGAUGAAGAAGAUAUUGAAGCUUUAUGCAAACUGAUGAGUACUAUUGGGGAGAUGAUUGAUCACCCCAAAGCCAAGGAACAUAUGGAUGUAUAUUUUGAAAGGAUUAAAUUAUUAUCAAACAACAUGAGUUUAUCUUCUAGGGUGAGGUUCAUGUUGAAGGAUACCAUUGAUUUAAGAAGGAAUAGAUGGCAACAAAGGAGAAAAGUUGAAGGUCCAAAGAAGAUUGAAGAGGUGCACCGAGAUGCUACCCAAGAGAGGCAAUCCCAAGCUGGUAGGCUGGGUCGUGGUAUGGGUAUUAGUGCAGCAAGAAGGGUCCCUAUGGAUUAUGGUUCAAGAGGUUCAUCUAUAUUAUCCCCUCCUAAUGCUCAGAUGGGUGGAUUGCCUACUCAAGUUCGUGGUUAUGGUUCUCAGGAUGUUCGUGGUUAUGGUUCUCAGGAUGUUCGUGGGUAUGAAAAGCAAUCUUACGAGGCUAGGACACUGUCUAUUCCCUUGCCUCAAAGGACUUUAGCUGACGAGUCAAUAAACUUGGGACCCCAAGGUGGUCUGGCUAGAGGAAUGUCCAUCAGAGGUCCUCCUGCAGUUUCAAGUUCUACGGGUCUUAAUGGUUAUAGUAAUUUAUCUGAACAGGCUUCAUACAACUCUAGGGAGGACCACCCUCCAAGAUAUGUUUCGGAUAGAUUUUCUGGUCCAAAUGCUUAUGAUCAAUCAAGUGUUCCAGAGCAGAAUAUGAAUUAUAGUAACAGGGACUUGAGAAAUGUAAAUAAUAGAAUUCUUGAUAAACCUGUUUCAAAUCCACCUCCUACCCAAGCACAAGAGACAUCGGGCUCCCAUAAUACCUCUUCAGAAAAGGGUUUGUCAGAAGAGCGACUACAGAACAUGUCCAUGGCAGCAAUUACAGAAUACUAUAGUGCUAGAGAUGUGAGCGAAGUUGUUUUGUGUGUCAAAGAUCUGAACUCUCCAAGCUUUCAUCCUUCCAUGGUUUCUGUCUGGGUCACAGACUCAUUUGAGAGAAAGGACACACAGCGAGAACUUUUAGCCAAACUGCUGAUCGACCUUGUGAAAUUACAUGGUGGCACCUUAAGUCAAGCCCAGCUCAUUAAAGGGUUUGAAUCUGUUCUCAGUACUUUGGAAGAUGUGGUUACGGAUGCCCCAAAAGCACCGGAGUUUCUUGGCCGCAUUUUCGCUAAAGCUAUAACAGAGCAUGUAGUCUCUUUGAAGGAGAUUGGGAGGUUAAUACGCGACGGCGGAGAAGAACCAGGACGCCUCAUACAAAUUGGACUUGCAGCUGAUGUUCUUGGAAGCACAUUAGAAGUGAUACAAAUCGAGAAGGGUGAUGCCUUUUUGACAGAGAUCCAGACAAGCUCCAACUUGCAAUUGCAGACUUUCCAGCCACCAGGACCAACCAAAUCACGAAAACUAGAUAAAUUUAUUUAGAGGAUAUAGAGAUAGUGAAAUUUUAUUCAUGUCUUGGUUUUGCAGAAAAGCUUUUUUCUCGUGAAUCUGUGUUAAAAAUAAUAAUCUUGUCUGCUAUUAUGAAAAAGUACAGUUAAGCAUCAGAAAUUUUGGGCUGAGAUA
Lathyrus oleraceus (garden pea) is the source of this 5754-nucleotide messenger RNA. RefSeq names its product eukaryotic translation initiation factor 4G. Gene Ontology annotation, cellular component: eukaryotic translation initiation factor 4F complex. The record is from RefSeq and is a predicted model, not a curated record. Bases 238 to 5613 code for a protein of 1791 amino acids. Gene Ontology annotation, molecular function: translation initiation factor activity; protein binding; mRNA binding. The transcript is spliced from 9 exons. Lineage: Eukaryota; Viridiplantae; Streptophyta; Magnoliopsida; Fabales; Fabaceae.